AUGUCGAAUCAGAAGUCCGUUGACUCUUCACUUUGGUGGGAUUCUUUCUCAUCGCUUCUUGGUGAACUAGAAAACGCCUCGCUCUCCUCCGACCUACCUCCACAGCUAGCGGCGAAGCUUAAGCAGAAUCAUGGCUGGUUCGUGGAAACCGUGUCUCGGUUUAAGCCGCCAAAUGCCAGUUCCAAAGAAGCUCUGAACGCGGAUAAACUGAAAAUUGGGUCUCAUGAAUUGAGUAUAAAACCUCAACUGAAAGAUAAAGCUCUCCGGAUUAGUUCCUGUGCGUCGUUAGAUGAAGUGCAGUCGUAUAUUCUUGUGGAGAGGUCUCUCGAACGCAAUGGUUUAUCCAUUGACUCAAUUGCAGAAGAAUACAUGCACCUGGCAUUGCUUGAUUUCUACAUUGAGCGACAAUGCUUGCUCAAGUGUACGAGGCAAAUUCUGAUGCAUGCAUUAUUGGUUGGAAUUAGCUCCAAAGGAGAGAAUUUUAUUAGAGACGAGGGAUUGAAGUUAAUUUCUGAUGGGUUGGAGCUUAAAUUGAUCUCUGUUCUUCAGGACCUUCUAUCUGUUACUCAUCCCGUCCAGAUGGAUGUUGACCUUGUCAGUUUAUGGGCUGAAGAGACUUUGAUUGAAGAUAACUUGGUCUUGGACAUCCUCUUUCUGAUUUACUAUGAGUCUCUUUGCAUAUGUAAUGGUGAGAUGUGGAGAAAGAUUUGUUCACUAUACAGGGGGAUUGUAUCUGGGUCUUUUAACUUUGGAAAGUUGGCAUUAUCAACUGAAGCAGUGAAGUCUUGUUAUCAAGCCAAAGUCCAGCUACUACUUAUCCUCAUAGAGACGCUGGAUCUUGAAAAUCUUCUUCAGUUGGUUCAUGAUGGAACUCCUUUCAGUAAGGGAGUAUCUGGGUUCACUGUCACUGAUAUCCAACAAAUGGAUUCAUUAAUAUCUGGUUUUGAUGUGUUGGAGGAGAAAGAAGUAGCAGGGUUGCUUUUUGCAUGGGCAGUGUUUCUCUGUCUAAUUACUUCCCUUCCAGUGAAAGAGCAAGCUGAUGUGGUAACGGAUAUUGAUCAUGUUAGUUAUGUACGGCAAGCAUUUGAAGGUGCAGCUUUAAGCUACUUUCUGGAAAUUCUUGAAAGUGACAUGUUGCACGAGUCAGAUGGGCCUGUGGCUGGUUACCGUAGUGUUCUGCGAACGACUAUUUCGGCGUUUAUUGCCUCAUAUGAAAUUAAUAUCCAGUUGGAAAAUCGUAGCCUGAGUCUCAUUCUGGAUAUUCUUUGUAAAAUUUAUCGUGGGGAGGAGUCGCUUUGUGUUCAGUUCUGGGACAAGGAAAGUUUUAUUGAUGGCCCAAUCAGGUGUCUUUUGUGCAACUUAGAGGGUGAAUUCCCAUUCAGGACUUUGGAACUUGUUCAUCUUUUAUCUUCCCUCUCAGAAGGAAGUUGGCCUGCAGAAUGCGUGUAUACUUUCCUUGAUAGAUCUGUUGGCAUAUCAUCAUUGUUUGAAGUUACUAGUGACUCCAUUGUCGACAAAGCUUCACAGAUUGUUGAGACGCGACAGCCAUUGCGUAUUCCUGGAAUUGAAGGCUUGGUUGUGCCUCCAAAGACUCGUGGGCAGAUUCUGAGAGUUCUAAAUGCUAAAAAUGCCCUAGUACGAUGGGAGUAUAAGCAAUCAGGGCUGCUUAUCUUGCUUAUGCGUCUGGCACAAUCACUGCAAUGUGAGGGCAACAAAGAAGGAUUUCUCAUUCUUGACCUUCUUAGACGAUUGGUCUCAUGUAACUCUGGUGUUACUUUUUCUCUAAUGGACAUUGGCAGUACAUUUUAUCGGAUACCAGCUGGACCAAGCAAUCAGAUGGAAAAGAAUUCGUGGGUGGUUGAGAUCAUCUGUGCAGUAAUAAGAAAUUCAUCUCCGAGCUCUGCUGGUGCUGUACAAAUGUCAAUGGGAGCCAGUAUUUUGGCAGAGAUGAUUAAGUGUGCUCCAACUGUUGUUGCUGUGGCUGUAAAAGCAAAUAUUUUUGAGAUGGCUUCGAGGACCAGUAUGUUUGACUUUGGGAAUAAAGGCUCGUCAAGUGGGUCUUGGCUGCCUUCUGGAAAACUUGCAAAGAUGCUCCUAAUUGAUUCUGAACAGAACAAUUAUGAUAUCCCAUUGGUUAUAUCAGUUCUUGACUUUACGAUUAACCUGGUGGAAAGGAGAAUCGAAAGCGAUUCCGUACUUGCAUUAGUUGCUUUCUGUCUACAAUAUGUUCUAGUUAAUCAUGACUCUUGGAAGUACAAGGUGAAGCAUGCUCGAUGGAGAGUAACACUAAAGGUAUUGGAAUUGAUGAAAACAUGCAUUGCAGCAGGCUCAUAUCUAGAAAAGUUGGGAAUUAUCAUCCGUGAUUUGCUGCUAUGGGACUCUUCAAUUCACAGUGCAAUCUUUAGACUCGUCUGUAAUAAUAAGCAUACCUUGGAGAGACUCCAUAGCAGCCGUCUCUUUGAACUGACUGAGAUUGAAGGAUUUGAGUUUGCUAUAGGUUCUGCUUUAGAUGUUAUGUACAUAAUGCUAUCUGAGUUCUCCAAGGAUAUUUCUAGCAAUAUACCUUUAUUUCAUCAAGUAGUGCUUUUAUCUGCGGAAAAACCAGAUUCUGUUGCUGCUGCUGCUAUAUCCUUGUUGUCAUAUACCCAAAAUCCGACAGUGCAAGUUGGUGCUGCUAGGGUGCUAGCGAUGUUGUUGAUUACGACUGAAUAUUUACAACCAUAUCUGUCUGGUAAUGUGUGGUUUGUCCUCGAUAAUAAUCAGAUUACAGAUUUAACAGAAUAUUUCGGACGUGCUCUCUUUGAGCUGUUGGAGCACAAUGAAGAUCUAUACAUUUCUCUAAUGAAUGUGUUCACUUCUGCCGCAUGUUAUAAGCCUGCUUUUCUUGUAUCCAUAUUUUCUCCAAAUGAUAUUGCUGGAGUCAAGGUGGGUGAUAACAGUCAAACAAAGAUGCCAACAAGCAAAAAAAUUCAUGGUGCACCAGCGUCCAAGAAAGCAAGUUUAUCAGAUGAUUUGAUGACAUACGUGGAAAGAUCUAAUGAUCUAAUUACAAGCAAUCCUCGCAUACUGCUGAGUGUUUUACAUUUCGUGAGGGCCUUGUGGCAAGGGGCUGGACACUAUAUUACUAUCAUAGAUUCCUUGAAGAGUUCUGGGAAAUUCUGGAAGCACUUGUCCGGUUGUAUCUCAUCAGUUGCUGCUUCCAAAAAUGUUUCCCUUGAAAAAUUGUCUGAAAUGGAGGCGCACAGCUUAGCAUUGAAAUAUAAGUGCCAAUCUGCAAUUUUGGAAAUAAUGGCAUUUGAUAUGUUUCUGGAGAAAAAGUUGAUGCAUGCUGAGUUGCUUCUGAAGGGAGCCUCUCAUACAGAUAGGAAGCGAGAAAGUGCACCAAGCUCAGGAAGAUCGGACUCAGAUCAAUCUGGCACAAGAGAUGUAUGGGCAAGUUGGUGUGAAAAAUCUAUACUUGGCAGCCUGAUCAAUGCAUAUACGUCUUGUGAAUAUGAAAGCAAAAUCUUUUAUCACUCAAAGGUCGCAUCCAGUUUGUUUAGUGUCCAUGCAAUGGGGAAAUUUGCGAAAGGAGAUUCUGGAAGUUUGUCUGUUUCCUUGCUUGAGAAGAUUGGGAAAGAUUUUGAAAAUUUAAGCAGUCAGCCUGCAUUUUUGGACUUGGUGGCCCAAUAUUCGCAUCGUGGUUACAGUGAAGGAGACAAACUCAAAAUUCUAAUACUCGAUGAUCUAUACUAUCAUCUUCAAGGAGAACUUGAAGGCCGGAUAAUAGAGCAUGGGGCAUUCAAAGAACUUACUCAGUAUCUGGUUCAGUCAAAUUCCUUUGAGAGUUAUAAAAGAGAGUACGAUAAUGGACAUCUUCCAUCUACAAAAGAGGUUUAUUUAUAUGAUCUCAAAUGCUUAAAGAAGGAUUUGGGACUAGAUUUGUGGGAUUACACGAGUUGGAAAGCCUCAAAAGCAAUUGCAGAGAAUAUGCUGGACUACAUGCAGGAAGUGAACUCAAUGCUUUUGGUUUUGAGUUCGAAGCAUUCUGCCCUCAGGGAAUUGACAACCAUCUUUAACAUCUUCUAUGACAAUCAAUCUAAGAAGGACAAUGCUCAUGGAAUGUUUUCAAUUCAACAAUGUGUUGCUUGCAUCGAUCACAUUUGCAAACAUAUUCACACCGCUACUGAGUUGGCAUCUUCAAGUGAAGAUGCAUCUCAAGAGAUUCUCGAUCUCAUCGAAGCACAGGCUGAAUUGCUUCUCUGCCUGAUAAGAUACAUACAAACUGGUUUGCCUUUGUCGACUGUCAUGUUCGUCUUAAAAACAUCAGGUGCUGGCCUCAAGAUUCUCGCCGACUCCAAGUCAUAUCGAGUCUUGCCUACAAUGUCUACGAAGCUUCUAGCUUUGGUCAUGCUACUGGCACUGGAAUCUUGCACAGGUUCUGAUAAAAUCGAUGGACUUUCAAAUACCUGUAUGGGGUUAUUGCCCAUCUUGUGCAAGUGCAUGACUGGUGCUGCCGAGCAUUCCGCCAUCUGUUGUACCACGACUGAUUUAAUAUUGAGAUGUUUCGUGACCCCAAACACUUGGCUUCCACUUAUAAAGGAGCAUCUUAGGUUGCCCCAUGUCAUCCAAAAUCUGCAAGAUGAUGGCAAGUGUCGCCUCUCAACCAUACCAACAGCAACAGCAAUAACAACAAUGAAGUUUCUUCUCACUCUUGCUCGUGUGAGAAGUGGUGCUGAGAUGCUCCUUGCUUCCGGCUUUUUGCCAUCCCUUAGAGUGUUGUUCGAGAAAGACGAGAAGCCACAAGAAGAAAUCUGGGGUCUUGGUUUGGCUGUCGUCACUUCCAUGAUUCACUCACUGGGAGACGGUUCCACAUGUGAUGACAUCAUCAAUGAUUUCAUACCCUACAUUUUUGCCGAGAAGGCUUAUGUGGUCUCUCAUUAUCUCAGUGCACCUGAAACGUCGGACAUGCAUACCAAGAAGAGGCCGAGGGAACAAAGUGCACCUACUUCUUUGAUUGCUCUUAAGGAAACAGAGAAUACUCUCACACUGAUGUGUGUGCUGGCAAAACGCAGGGUUUCAUGGGUCAAGGCUACAAAAGACAUGGAUGAUUCACAGUUCAGGGAGAAGAGUAUUCAUCUAUUAGCAUUUAUUAGCCGAGGAGCUCACCACCGCCUUGGUGAGUUUACUGGCAUAAAAGGUUGUCCGCUUGUUUGUCCUCCUGUGGUUAAAGAAGAGUUUGAGUAUUGUGAGAAAGCAUCGUUCGUAAGCAGCAAGCAUGGAUGGUUUGCUCUUUCACCUCACUGUUGUGCAGCAAGUUCCAAGUUCCCUGGUGUCUCAGUGACCAGUACUGCCCUAGUUCUAAAGGGUCAUCAGCCAAAUGGUCUCACGGAUGGUGGUCCUGCUCCGACAUUUUUCUCGGACUUGGUAGCCCUCCAGAUGUAUAGGAUUGCAUUUCUGCUCUUGAAGUUUCUUUGUAUCGAGGCGAAGAGUGCUGCUGAGAGGUCUGUGGAAGUGGGGUUUGUUGAUCUUGCUCACAUACCUGAACUUCCAAUGCCGGAUAUAUUACAUGGUUUGCAGGAUCAAGCUAUCGCUGUCAUCUGUGACAUAUGUGAACCAAAGGUCAUUAAUGAAGAAGCCAGGUCCAUCCCCUCAGUCUUGGUUCAGAUACUGGAGAUGGCGCUAUAUUUGGAGCUCUCUGUUCUGCAGAUCUGCGGAAUAAGGCCUGUGUUGGGGCGUGUGGAUGGCUUUUCAAACGGUGUCAAAAUGUUGUUCAAAGUGAUUGAGGGUCAUGCUUUUCUACAUCCAUCGAUGAAAUCGUUGAAGCAGAUAGUGUCGAUGGUAUACCCGGGAUUGUUGCAAAAUGGAGGCUUCUUGUAG
Messenger RNA from Linum trigynum, 5859 nucleotides. NCBI's taxonomy places the organism in Eukaryota, Viridiplantae, Streptophyta, Magnoliopsida, Malpighiales, Linaceae. The record is from the annotation of a GenBank genome assembly.